Messenger RNA from Mercenaria mercenaria, 15394 nucleotides. RefSeq names its product estrogen-related receptor gamma-like. Gene Ontology annotation, biological process: regulation of DNA-templated transcription. Lineage: Eukaryota; Metazoa; Mollusca; Bivalvia; Venerida; Veneridae. The record is from RefSeq and is a predicted model, not a curated record. Bases 598 to 2049 code for a protein of 483 amino acids. Gene Ontology annotation, molecular function: sequence-specific DNA binding; DNA-binding transcription factor activity; zinc ion binding. The transcript has 9 exons.
AAGUUAAAAUAAAUAUCUUGUUAGAAAUAGUCAUUCCAAUAAUUAUAUGCCUUGUCAAUUAAUCUUUGUUCAAUAGUUUGUAAGUCCACGUGGCUAUAUAGUGGCCUGAUUUUAAAUGUAGACAAGAAUUGAGCAUUCAAGUCUUUAUCGGUGAUUAAAAUGGUUUAUCAGGUCUUGUUACAGUCUUAAUUCUGACUGUAGUUAAUAGUAUUAUAGAAUAGUCCUUUCAUCAUUCUACUUUUUGAUAGUGGUUUGAUACUAGGCCAGGUUAAAAGAGUGUUCUUUAUUAAACAACAAAAAAUAUCUUUGUAAAGGGAAAGUAACUGGAAAUAACUUGUAUGUUUUGUAAAAUAAACUAAUUGAACAAGAGCACAUUAGAGAAAUUACAACAGCAAAAGAUCUUCGACACAAGAUAAGAAACAAGAUCAUACAUUCUGUUAACCUAAUACCAACAGUCAGCUAAAGCCCAACAGCGCUGAGCAAAGUCUGAAGCACUCAACCACAUCCUGCCAACAUUGUCACACUCUAAAACAGUCACCAUUUUGUCGCAAGAGUAUCUCGUUAGAUAACAACAAAACAACAAAAAGGGUGGUCCAGAUGGAUGUGUCUAUAGGAAUUAAGUGCGAGCCAUCAAGCCCGUUAAGUUUAAGUCAUUGCACGCAACCGAACUUUGACGAAGGAUUUGGACGUGAUCUAUUCAGUGACUAUACUGGAAAUGAUGACUAUGGUUCCGAUAAAUCGUUUCCAGAUGACAGCUUAGACAAUUUCGAUAGUGGCGAUUUGUCGCCAAGCAGUCUAGAUGAUGAUGGAAAGCUUGAUUUUGGAAGUCAUGUGUUUUCAUAUGCAGUUGAUCACAUUGAUGUUGACAGUGGAUACACUGGGGACAGUGGUGACAGUAGCGGGGAAGUGUCCCCAUGUAGUGUUGAAUCAAACCACCAUCAAUACACCAAAUUAGAAUACUGCCCAAGCACGAACUAUGAAAUGGAAGUAACAGAUGGGCAGAAAAAACUCUGCCUAGUUUGUGGCGACAUUGCCUCAGGAUUUCAUUAUGGUGUUUCCUCAUGUGAAGCAUGCAAAGCUUUCUUCAAACGAACUAUACAAGGAAAUAUAGAUUACUCUUGCCCGGCAAAUGGUGACUGUGAAAUAACGAAACGACGGAGGAAAGCAUGUCAGGCUUGCCGUUUCCAAAAAUGUCUUUUUGUUGGAAUGCUCAGGGAAGGUGUGAGGUUAGACAGGGUUCGAGGAGGAAGACAGAAGUACAAGAGAUCUCCAGAUUCAUAUCCAUAUGUGCAACAAAUAUUUCCUAUUGUAAAGAAACAAUGUCUUGACAGUUCUUAUAGUGCUAAAGGUUAUGUUUCAGUUGCCGACAAUAAAACGUUACAACAGUUGAUCCGAAUAGAAGGUCAGCUAGAAAAACUGUACGCUCGCCCAGACCCGAGCAUGAAAGAUGACGAGCACAAGUUCCUGACAAUACUCUCGGAUCUUGCUGAUAGAGAACUGGUCAUCACAAUCAGCUGGGCAAAACAAGUACCAGGUUUCUCGAGCUUGAGUUUAUCAGAUCAAAUGAAUCUCCUGCAGCAUUCCUGGCUGGAAAUCAACCUCCUCAACCUUGUCUAUAGAUCAUCACCAUAUCACGGAGUUCUCAGGAUAGCUGAGGAUUUCAAGCUUACUACAGAACAGGCGGAGAAAUAUGGCUGUUCCAAGGAGCUAGACACGUUAACAAGAAAAAUGUGCAAAAAGUUUACUAGCAUGAAUAUCACAAAAGAUGAAUACCUUCUACUGAAGAGUAUAAUACUCUUCAACAUAGAUGUAGUUACAGAAAGAAGUGAUGCAGGAAAAUCGUUGCAAGAAAAACUGCAUGAAGCCCUCACAGACUAUGUAAAAUCACGAAGUAACGGUGGACUGAAACGUGUCGGACAGUUGUAUUUACUCCUGCCUGCCAUGACUCAUCUAAAAUUGCUGGCCAAACAGUACUGGUUUGACGUGAAGAAGAGCGGAAAAAUCAUGAUGCACAAACUCUUCCUGGAAAUGCUUGAAGCAGAUAGCUGAUAGUGGAUCUCAAACUAGUACCGUUUGAAACAUCUCAUGUUCAUCAUUCUGCACAAUCUCAUCGAGAUUCGCACACAGCUUCAUGAGAUCACAACAAUACCCGAACGGAUCUCGCUCAUUACACAGUCAUUAACACAAAAAUGUCGCUAGGACACUAAACCUGAGGGAGAUUAGGAUUGUGUGUAUAAUUAGCUAAAUGUAGAAAUUCCAUUGACCUCCGCUCCCUCUGGUGGUGAAUAUAUACAUUGCUUUCCAUAGAAACUACAAGAAUACAGUGUUUUAGUGUGAUAUUGAACUCUCAUCAAGGAUUUUUACUAGAAUAGUGUGAUAUUUUUCAUUGUGGACAAUAAUCAUAUCAUUUUCACAGAACCAAAGAUUGCAGGAGUUUACCUUAGAAAUAUUCCCCGCUGCUUGCUGGAGUUUACGUUAGAAAUAUCCCUCACUGCUUGAAGGACUUUACGUUAGAAAUACCCCCUGCUAAGCUAAAUCGGACUUAUAUAAAUGUAUUCUUGAUUUCCUUAUAUAUGUUAUAAAAUUUUGUAGGUUAUCACAUUAAUAGUGAGCAUUAAAUAUAAAUAUAGCAUUUAAUAUUAAUGUUUAAGUUACUAUUGUGCACGUGACAUAAGUAAAACACAUGAACUCUACUUCAGUGUCUAUUUCCUAAUAGCAACAUUCAAGAUUUCUAUUGAUAGCUGUAUUAUUACUAAAAAGUGGCAAACAUUGAACUAAAAAGUGAGAUUUGUUAAUACUUUUGUUCCAGUAUUUGCUGAUUAAAUUUUACAUUUUUUUUCCAAAAUUUUCAAAAAUUAAUACAUCUACAUACCAGACAUUAAAAGUAGUACACAGACAUUUAAUAUGUAGCGAAAGAAAUGCUUUUGCUUUUGUUGUACAAAAUGUAGUCAAGUCACCUGUCAAUACUUUAUAUAAUUUGUUGAAAAAAAAUAAGUAAGUUUGAAUUUAGUCAAAUUUAGUUAGGAUAGUAUUUAUUAUAGCAGGGUACUGUUUAAUUGAAUAUUACAACUGCCAUUAGCUAGUAUAUACAAUUGAAACUCGGUAUCUGGAAUUCCAAGGGUUUGAGCGUUUUACUUCGAGAUAACUGAAAGUCGACUUAAAAAUGAUAUUUUGUGCACAUGAUUUCAGGACAGGACUUGGAAAUGUUUUCGAGAUAGCUGGAAUUUGGAGACAGGUGAGUUUGAGAUACUGAGUUUCAACUGUAUCUGUAUACCUUCUUUGAAAAAUGAACCCUUAAGGUAGCCUUACCAUAAUAAGCAUAUACUGCUCCUCCUGCCUGUACCGUAAAUAUUGUAAAGAACUUCUCAAUUGAAGGGAAAUCUGAUUGAUGAAAUUAUGAAAACAAUACGUCUAAAAUUCUUGCUGAAAUAUUAUUUUCUAUUUUCUCUGCACAAUAUAGGAACAUUAGAAUAAAUGUGAGUACAUUACUUCCUGAAGUUAUAUAAAAAAAAAAGUAGAGCACUAGAGUCAAGUCUGUUUGUUUUAUAAAUUGACCAAAAAAAAAUGCUAAAAGCAAAAUUCAGGGGAGAAAAUCCAAAAUUGGUUAGAUUAUAACAUAAAUUGUGGAUGACUUACUUGUACAUAAAAUUGAAAUUUUAAGCUGUGAUUCGAAAAUAGGCUAAGUUAAAUUCUCAACCAACACACCGACUCAUUUUUAUGUGCCAAAACUAGUGGUUAAUUCUUUUAUGUGAAAAUCUAUUGUCUGAUCUAUUGAUGAGAUUUUUAAUAACCAAAAAAAAAAACAAAGUCUACUUAUUUGUGCAUGCAUUUUAUUAAGAUGAAAUAGGAUGGUUUUGAAUAAACCCUAUUGUACAGAUUGGUGAAUAUUUAUACUUAGACUGAAGAUAAAUGAUGAUAAGUUAAGGCUAAUAAAAAAUCUUAGGUUUAUAUUAUACUGUUGUUUACUAGUCAGAAUUCUAGAUUUAUUCUUUGUGUUUUUUGUAUUUUGUCUAUGCAAUGACAUUUAAAGAUGCUCUCUGCAGUUUCUUGUAUGAGAAAUGGGGAAAAAAUUCCCAAUAAUAGAAUUUGUUCAAACUUUGUAUAUGAACACAGUCUCAUAUAGGAAACAGGAAAAAAAUGCAAAAACAAUCAUAGGUCACCAUGCUUGUUUAGGAGUUAUCUGCCCUUAAAACUGGAUUUUUCUUCAAAUUUGCAUGUUCAAGGGCAGAUAACUCCUGAACAGACGUGGUGACCUUCAAUGUAUUUUUCAUAAUUCUGUUUCUAACAUGACACUGUGUUCAUAUACGAAUUUUGAACAAAUUCUGUUAUUGGAAUUUUUUUUAUCCAAAACUGCCACACCAUCCUUAAAAGAAUGAUAGAGCUAAAUUUUUAAGCUAAAACGUUAAAAAAAAGUGGAAAACUUGCUUUUAACUCCUUAAACCUUCAGAUAUAUUGACUCUGUUAGUUUAACUGACAUUUUUUUUGGUAUUUCCAGCAUCAGUUAAUCUAUUUGAAAUUUUCAAGAAAUAAGUAAAGAAUAUAUGGCAAUAUUGGCAUUACUUUUCCAUUUUUAUAAUAUAAUAGACCACAUAUGAAUAUUUGUCUCUAUUAGUCAGAUUUUCUGUGAUGUGAGUAUUCUUCAGGUUGAACUCUGUUUUAAUGAAUUGAAAUUUACUGUUUAGCUCCCAAGUUAUGUAAUGGAAUGAAAAAUGUUGAGUAAUAAUUUUGAUAAGAUUAUUUAAACAUGUUUUGUUUUUCUUUGAUUUAUUUACUUUCUGUCAGUAAUGUGAAAUAUUUACACAAAUGUGGGGAAGAAGGUAUUUUGUUCAAGGUAUAGGAUAUCUUCCAGAUGUGUAAAAUGGUACCUGUCAGCUUUUCAAUCAGGCAAAAAAAAAUUGAAGAGAUGCUAAAUGGUGAAUUAAAAAAAAGUUAUUCAAAUUACGUUAUUGUUAACCUUACGAACAGUAGAAUUGAGAAAAGAUUAUUUUUUGUGAUUUUUCUUCUGAAGAAGGCUUAUUUCUCAGGAAAUUUUGCAUGAAUUUUCAUUUUCGUUUAUUCCUUAGCCCCACAGGCAGUAAAAAUUUUUUGUUUGUUUAUGUCUGUUUCAGAAUUCGUGUUUCAGUUCUGGCAGUCUUAAGGAAGAAGUACUCAUUUUUUUUCGUUUUGAAACAAUUUGCUUGAAAUGUAGCAAAGGUCUGCUGAGUUUUCAUGAAAAAAAAAGUCAUUGCUGGAAUGUAAAUAUAAAAAGUUUAAUAAUGCCUUAUAAAAUUUUCUGACUAUAAUGUAUUUACUUUCUUAAACAGUCAACUGCUUUAUUAGCACGUUAGAUGCUGCAAGAGCAUGAAAAGGAAUUUAAAGAUUUCUUUGUUACUUCACUUAUUCCUUCCCACAUAGAUGCAAAUAAAAAGUCGAUUGUACAUUGAACAUUGGAUUAUGUAUUUACUUAGUAAGGAAAGUUAAUCAUGGUAAAAGUAUUUCUUCAAAAAAGUGCCAGAAUUGAGAAAUGAUUUCGACAGGUUAUGCCUUAUGUUGAAAUUGUACAUAUUAUUGUCAACAAGAUAAAACUUACCCAUAUAGUCUAUACCUCGUCCAACAAAAAAAAAAAUGUAUUGUAUAUAAUAUAAGUAUGAAUGAAAAGUUAUCAAGGGACGUAAAUGUUGGGAAAUGGUAUGUAACUUGUGCAUAUAAAACAAGAUACGGAUAUAAAAAGAAAAGUUUAAAAAUGCUAAAAAAAAGGAAAAACAACAAAAAAAACUAAUUAAAAAAAAAACAAAUAAAAAAAAAAAUUAAAUAAAAAAAGUAAAAAAGUGUUUGAAAAAAUAGCAGAAUCAAAAAUUUAAAUUGCUUUCUUUUUGUUUUCUCAUAAACACCUUGCGGUACAUAUUCCAGUGUUUGUUCAAUAAUGUGAACCAUAAUUAAUAAAUUAUUUUUUAAAGGUACAUGUAUUUUUUUCUAGAGAAGGGGAAGGGUUAAUAAGGGUGUUUUGUCACUGCGCAGUAUUUAAUACUUUUUAAUUCCCAGAAAAAAAGGUAAAAAAAGCAUUUUGCAUUUAUGGUUCUGUACCUGUUUGUGUUUAAAAAAAAAGAGAAAAAAAUAAAAAAAAAAUAUGAAAAAAAAAAUUAAUAUUUAUGAAAAGUAAAAAAAAAAAAGAAGAAAAAAUGAAUGGGGAAAAAAUACAAAAAAACUAAUAAAAAUAACUAGAAAAAAAGAAGAAAAAAAAAAGAACUAGAUCCAACCUCAACAAAAAUAUGAUAUAUAUUUGCUACAAAAAUUAAAAAAAAAAUAGAAAAAAGAAGUUAGGACAGGUUGCCAUUAUGUGUAUAUUGUAAUCCAGUUCAUUCCCUCUAUCCAAGACAUGGUGUGAUAUAGAUGUUCAUGUGUGUUUACAAAAUUGUCACUCUGCAGACUCUAAGUUGCUUCAUUUUUACAUUUAUAUUUUUCAUUUUCAAAAUGUUAAAAUUCAGAACAUUAUAUAUAUGAAUGUGCAUGUAUUUAUUGAAAUUGUGUUUCAUUACUGUAUAAAUAUAUAGCUGAAUUUGCAUUUAUUUAUAAAGAUAAUAAUUAGGUGCAUGUUGUACAUAUUUUUUGUUAACUUUUGAAACCUGUGUUGCCGUUUCUAGAUUUUUUUAAAAUGUCUUUGAAGGACUUUAGAUUAGUUUCUUGUUCGUCGGUAGAUGAACUGUAUAUGUGUAUACUGAUAUAGAGUAUUCAGGUAGCACGUUCUCCCAACGUUGUUAAAAGUGUUACCUAUGUAGUCUUCAUAUGCAGUAAAAAUGAUUUAUAAACUAUAAAAGACAUAAAACUAUUAUUGCUGUGGAUUUAAAUACACUUUGCCAGAAUUCUCUUUAUUGUAGACACAAUUAUUGUAUCAAAAAUUUGGAUGCAGAGUUUAACAUUGGUUUUGAACAUGUAAAUACUCAGAAAUAUCUAGCUAGUAGUUUAUCCAGGUGCACGACUAAAAAUGUGAAAUGAUUUCCUUGCUGUUCACAUACAGGAGGACAAAAUUCCUGAUAACAUUUAAAGCUAUGUUGACUACAUAUGUAAGAAAUUCUGCCCUGUCCUAACCUUGCUGUGAUAAUAAUAUGUUGUGUUCACACAAAAUAUGACUCAAACAUUAUGUUGUCAUUCGAUAAAUUCUCAUUUUGACAUUCAAAUUUUAAUUAGCCAAGUUUCAUAUCAUUCUUUCACUAGGAAAGAAUGUCAAAACCGGUUGCAUUUAAUGUUUUGGAGAGUAGAUCAUCAGAAUAAAAAAUAUCCAUGGUAAAAAUAGAGUACAUUAGUCUGUUAUUACAAUGGGGAUUUUUUUAUAACAGUUGUCAAUAGAAUAAUAAAACAUGUGCCACACCAAUCUCCAAGGUUAUAGUGACCAGUCUCUAAAUGCAGGCUUGUGAUUGGUCAAUGCAAAAAUAGCAUUCAAAAGCAACCAGUCAUAUGCUUGAGAUUUUAGCCUAGUCUUUAAAGCAGAGGAAGUGCUGUUUGAGUUAUAUAUAUGUGUGUACUUUGCAACUUUAUACGUGUAUAAUAAUGAACAAAUAUUGUACCUUGCCAUAAUUGCAGUCAGUUUACUUAUCUCACUACAGAUCUCAAUUAAAAUAUGUUAAUUACAGAAAUCAGAUCGCCUUUAGAUGAAUGUACAUUAUUAAUCGGUUUGAUAAUUUACGAAUCAUUUUGUUCCAGAUGUUACUAUUUCUAUCAUUUUCUUUUGAAAUGACUUUCAUUUUGUCUGAAAUCAUUCGUCCUCCACCUCUGAUAAUUCACGUGGGGAAGUUGGCAGUUACUUGCGGAGAACAUGUUUGUACUGGUACAGAUUCCAGGAACACUUGUUAGGUUAACUGCCCGCCGUUACAUGACUGCAAUACUGUUGGAAAAGGGCGUUAAACCCAAAACAAACAAACAAAGACUUUCAAAAAAUCAUGAUGAAGAAAAACCUGUUAUUUUUUUUUACAUAACUGCAGUUUCUUCAGAAGCUAUUAUAGUUUAAGCAACGUAAUGACAGUCAAGAAUUUCCUUUUGAUUAUGUAUUGUCUAAAAGCAGUUAUGGAAUUCUGCGGCCUAUGUGGAGCCAUGAGCUACAGUAACGGCUGAAACAUGCCGAAAUAGCAUACGAAAACACAUAAUCGCAGGAAAGUAGUGGAUUGUCAUUACGGUUCUCCAGCUUAAGAGGCACUAUUUUGAGGAUUUCUUAAGAAAAAAAUUGACCAGUAAGGAUUAUGUUUGGUCACAGAUUUGUAGCAAUUAUAGAGUAGUUAAAUCAGUAUUUACACCAUGAUGUUCUAUAUCAUAACAUAAUUAUAUCAGUAUGUUCUUUAUCCAUAAAACAUGAUUAUGUGAAUAUGUUAAGACAUAUCACCGUGUAGUUAAGAUAUCCUGUGAUUACAUGUAGAUAGUGCUAUGUUUCAAUAUUACAAUUUUAUAUGAUUUGAAGUAAUUAUGUCUUUUGUUUAUGAAAUCAAUAAUAUACAGCACUAGACUAGACUAGAUGUGUACUUACAUUUAAUGUGAUUAAUAAGAAGUGGAAAAUAUCAUUAUAUCAUAGAUUUUAGUAUAUUUUAUACUGUCAGUUAUUUGAGAAAAAUGAAAAUAAAAAAAGGGUAAAAAAGAAAGAAAACAGUGCUAAAUUGCAGAACAAUAUUUUGAUAAGUUUCUCAAGAAAUUAAAUAUUAAUCUAAUUUUUGUUUACAAACUACUGUUUUUGUUUGUCUUUAUAGUAGUCAAUAACAGUAUCAUCACUGUGUUAUAGGCAGCAAUAUAACAUCAGUUUUUAUCUAAAGUCUUCUUUUUUGCCAUAUUGAGUAGUGACCAAUCAUUCCUUACAUGCCCCAACCCCCAUUCCAGUACAGAUUCUCCCUCAUUUUAGAUGUUCACCCUCAUUCCAAUAUGUUGCACGUCCUCAUUUUUAACCUCAGCCGUAGUUUUUUUUACACUUGCUAUGUGAUAUCACAUAUAGAUAGCUCAAUAUGUUUUGUUUUGAUUCUUUUUUAAACAAUGAUCUAUAUUUCAUAAUUUUCAUGUGCUGCAUUUAGUCCUAAUUUUUGGUCUGACUUUUCAUUUUUUUGUGUGUAUCAUUAUCAUUAAUUUGUAAUGUUAACACCUCUGCUAAUUACCAUAAUUAUGUGAAUAUAAAGCACACCACAAAAUGAAGAGCAAUUCAGAAUUUGGCAUUAGUUCUAAAACUUCAUAGGAUAAAAACUACCACAAUAAAAAAAAAAGAGAUCCAUGAUUAUUGUAAACUCAUACAAUGAAUCUGAGUCAGAAAACUUACUGUUAUGGAAUUAAAACAAGAGUCAUUCAUUCAAUUUAUGAUGUAAGAUUUGUUUAAUGAAAAUCAAAUAUGCACAUUCUAAAUUUCCAGUAAUUUACAUUCUUCUGUAAUAUAUCUGGUAAGUCCUGUUGUUUUUUUGCUCACUUGGAAUAAGGAUGCUUACAAGAAAUGUAGCAAAGAUUGUCCAUUGGUUGUUUCCAAAUAGAACACCUUUUACAGAGCUAAAGCAGAACUAAAACGAAAAGAAAUUUAAUUGUUACAAUCUGUAAAGAUUACCUUAAGUUAGAACUAGGUGAUCAAUAUAGAGUGAUCUUGGCUGUCUUGUUUGUUACUGACUCAAACAUUUUUAUGUUAAGAAUGUCACUUUAUAACUUCUUAAGUACAUGUGUUCCUGUCAUAUUUUGUAUCUGUUGUGUAUCUAAAUAUUUGGUCUCUUAAUUGAGUACUGUAUUUAAGCCAAUUUCAUUCCCAGAAUGUUAUAAGUAUUGCAAGAAACUCUAGCUUUAUUUCACCUUAGUAACACUUCUUGACUCCUAGAACAAAAUACACUUCUUGACUCCUAGAACAAAAUACAAGUACCCUUGUUUUCCCCCCAAAAAUACUUGUUUGAAUGAGACCAUCCUUGUUUUUGUCACUAUAGACUUGAUUCAACAAUACUUUAAAAGGUAUGAGAAAAGCAUUAUUACAUUCAAAUUGUAACCAAAUUCAAACACGCCAUCAGGCAGGGGAAUUAAGUGAUGAAAAGAUUUUAGAAUACAGAAUAUUUUGCAGGUUUAUUACAGGAAAUAUAUCAUUACACAACACUAUCUUAAAGUAUUUAUAUGAUUCAUUGUAAUAAAGUAAAUAUUCUAACAGUUUCUGUAUUGAUUCUGUGUGGAGAUUUUGUUGAUAGUCAUACACAUGUAUUCUUGUUGUGUUAUAGUUAUUGUUACUAGUUGUUGAAUGCUUAAAAAACAUUAUGCAAAGUUUGCUAACUUCUGGCACUCUGGCUCUACUUUACUGAAUAGAUACAACUGAGGUAUGACUGUAUUGAAGAUUAUGUUCACUGAUACAAAUUGUUACAGACAAGUUUAUUUUGUUCACUGAUACAAAGUUUUGAGGUACAUAUUAGUUUUAUUGAAGAAUUUGUUCACAGAUAUGUAUUUGUUAGAGAUAACUUUAUUCUGUUCACUGUUACCAGUUUUUGAGGUAUGAUUUCACUAAAGUUCACUAAAAUAAUUUGUUAGAGGUAUCUUUAUUUUGUUCACUGAUACCAUUUUUGAGGUAUGCCUGUAGAAAGCUUUGUUCACUGAUACAAAUUUGUACUAAAAUAAUUUGUUAGAGAUAUCUUUAUUUUUUUCACUGAUACCAUUUUUGAGGUUUGCCUGUAGAAAACUUUGUUCACUAAUACAGCAUUGUUAAGUAAGAUCUUGAAGAAGAUUUUAUUUAUUUCUGAUCUAUGAUUUUAUUCAAGAACUUGGUCACUGAUGGAGAUCUUACAAGACUGUGUUUGUUUUUGAUUUAUUAUCAGAAUUGUGGCUUGAUUCAAAUUUCUUAUUUUGGAAGGAAGGUAUAUUCUGUGAACAACAUAUUUACUUCCUUUACAGUUAUUUAGUCAAGCAUUUCUACUAUUCCAAAUUGUUUGCUCUUUGUGGUAAAUCAUUUAGAUAACUUAAAACGGAUUCUUUCGAACCUGACCCAGUGUAUUUGAGCCGUGUCAUGAGAAAACCAACAUAGUGGCUUUGCCACCAGCAUGGAUCCAGACCAGCCUGCGCAUCCGCGCAGUCUGGUCAGGCUCCAUGCUGUUCGCUUUUAAAGCCUAUUGGAAUUGGAGAAACUGUUAGUGAACAGCAUGGAUCCUGACCAGACUGCGCGGAUGCGCAGGCAGGUCUGGAUCCAUGCUGGUCGCAUACCCAUUAUGUUGGUUUUCUCAUGGCGCGGCUCAUUUGUGCUUCUGAUGAACAUUUACCUUGUUUUGUUUUAUUUUGUUUUUUCUUUGUACUCUUUUGUUGAUGGGUGAACCAAGUUAAUUGAAAGGAAAGUGGACGUUUUUGAAUAUUUUCCCAAAAGUCGUAUUUUUAUCUGCAGUUCAAACUUUAAUUUUGCUCUAAAUGUAACAGACAGACAUAAUAUUAAAAUUGUUGGGAAUAUUCCUAUUUAGAAAUUUGCUCAUAGAGAUAGAUAUCAAUUCCUUAUAAAAACAAUCUAAUUAACCUAAAUAUUCAAGAGCAGUAAAAAUCUGUUUCCUUUCAUGUAACAUGCAUCAUUCAUAAUUAUUUAAUUGUUCUUGAAAUGGAUGUUAAAACAGGUGACAAAGUAUGGAAUAUUAAUUUUAUGUUUUGUUUAUUGAGAGAGAUAUAUAAUUGACGAAUAUAAGAAUAGUCAAAGAUAUGUGAAAUGUGUCCAUCAGCAAAAUGAUAUUAACAUCUUGCUACCAUUUAAUGUUUUUUUUUUUUGUCAGACCAAAUGUUUGCUAAGUGUAAGUGUAAUAGUUACUUGUGUAUCAUUCCAAAAUUCAUGCAUACGGUGGAUUUGAGUUUAUGACCAAAUAACUUCCGAAAAACAUAGUUAGCUGAUGGUCACGUUUCAGAUAAUUCCCUAGCUUUUUAUUUUUCUGAUUCCUUGUUUUUCCUUUCUUUUCUGUUUAUGCUUGUAAUGUUAGAAUUUGUUUAUUGUGUGAAGUGUUAAAGAAAGCAUUUACUUGUAUGCCCAUUGUUGUAGAUUUUUUUUGUGACAUAUGACAUCUGAAUGCAUCAGACACUGUUUUGGAGAAUGUACAUAAUAACUUUAACGGACAGAAAUUUAGGCCAUAAGAGCUUCAUUACAGGUUAAGGUUUUGAAAUGGGAAUAAAUUUACUUUUUGAAACAAAUUUGCUGUAUGCAGAAGAUAAACCUUUUAAGCCUUGUAUCAAAGGUAAGGUAAAAGUUUGAACUCUAAAAUAUAAGAUCUAGAGAAAGCCAUGAAAUUGCCUGAAUAGUCACAAAACAAAUCUACCAACUGUAGUUGUGUUGUGAAAGAAUUUUGACAAAAUUUCAUCUGAUUUUGUCAUCAUUCUUACGUAUGUGGGGUUUUAUAUUGUUUAUUUCGUUUGUUAUAUUUAGUUAUUUGUGAUACCCUUUUCCAAAGAUGUUUAAGUUAAAUCGACAAAAAUAGUUAAGUGCUUACUAUAAAAAUCAGUAAGCUCAACUAAAAGUUUGGGAAAUUUUGAAGGAAAGUAAAAUUAUUUGUUACACAAAUUUAUACAAAAAUUACUUUACAAUAGAAACAUUGGUCUUACAUCUUAUUCUAUCAAGAAAGCACAAUGAUACUUCAACCCAAAUUGGCACAAUUGAAAAACUCUGCUGAGUUUUUGUAUUUGAAGAGAAAUCUAGAGAACUUAGCUCCAAGCAAAUGAGUAUGGUUUUUUAGACCAGUCCCGGCAUGCAACUUUGCCACUGGACAAUUUCAGAAUUGCUCUCAAAUUCAACAAAUUAGAUUUUUCAAGUUUUGAGACAAGUCCCGCGACUCCUCUGUCAGGAACCAAUGAAUUGGGUUUACUAAGAUUACCAAGUCCAUAUGUUUGUAUUUGAAUAAAGAAUUGUGCCAAAAAGAACAAGUGCACCAAAAACUUCAUAAUGACAGGAAAUCAGUUUUGUAAAAAAAUAUCACUUUUAUUCAAUAUAACUUUGAUAUUUUAAAUGUUUAUUGAACUUGAAAUUAUUACAACAUCUUUAAAUUUAUUAUAUCUUGCCAAUCAUCAUUUACCAAUGAACAAAAUAUAUUUUGAAAGUACUGUAUGUUUCCAUUUGUUAGACCAAUAUUGCAAAGAAACUUACAAGAAUAUUUUCCAAUUGUUUUAUAGUAAAGAAACAAGUUUAAACUUUUUUUUUCUCUAUCACAUGUCGAUUGAAAGUGGAUUUUUUUUUUUGGAAUUGCAACCUUUAAACAAUGUAUUUUUUGAUAAUUUUAUCAUUAAUUGUUUUACUAAUUUGAAAUAAAUUAUCAAAUUAUUUACAAUGCUAACAGACAUCAUACAAUUCUUUUAAAUGUUGUAUACAACAAUAACUGUUCUGUUGCAGUAUUCAGGGUUGUCGUUUUCUUGUUUACAACGGUAUUACAUAGAGGAUAUUUGUCUGUUUCAGUGAAAUAUCAAUUUUAUUUCACAAGUGAGCAUCAAAAACUUAUUUUUUCACGAGUGGCGUAGCUACGAGUGAAAAUGACUUUUUUGGUGCUCACGAGUGAAAUAAAAUUGAUAUUUCACUGACACAAACAAAUUUUCUUUUUAUUUCAUGUAUAAAACUCUACUUUUGAUGCGUAAUUUAUAAAAUGUCGAAAACCGCGGGAAAGGUCAGCAGAAAGCAUAUCACAAAUGACGUCAUCGUCAUUGUCAUUAUGGUCCCCGGUAUUCAUAACGCUCAGUAUAAAAUUUGACUUCAAUCGCGACGGAGGACCGGAACAAGUUCGGCAGAAACAGUGAAAAAUAAAAAUGAUAAUCUACUGUUUCAAAACUGUGGAUUAUCACUUUUAUUUCACUGAGAAAAGUCUAUAAUUCACUGGAAAACAUAAAAUAAAACAGAUAUUCAUGUUAUUAUUUGUCUUAAUUGAUUAUGUACCAAAAACAAACUUGAAAAGUACUACACUCGUAUUAAUUUAAAUAUUUUGAUAGUUAGUUGGAUAAAGUCGUAAUAGAGUUAAUUUUGAUUUCUUUUGUUUAAUUUUAUAAUUUACAUUUAAAGACUUUUCAGGCUGUUUUGACAACCCUGAAUAUUUCUGAUCGUACAAACAUUCAGACAUGAGAUUGCGCUGUUUUGUGUUCAAAUUUGUAUUGUUUAUUUUAGACUUUGUGGAAAAUCUCACCUGAAAUGCUAUUGAUAAAAGUAUUUAUUUAAAGUUGAUAUUUAACAUAGGGCAAUUUUCAACAGCAUUUUGAACAUACAGAAACAAACCAUAGGAAAAUAGGAAGCUUUUUAGCUAGUCACAUUUAAUCCUUUUUUUUUCUGAAAAAUUCAGUUACUGUAAGUGAUUGUUAUAAGGUAGUUAGCUCAAAGAGGAAAGUAAUACGAUUUUGUGUUAAGUUUAAUUUACAUAAUAAAAGUGCUAUGCAAGUCCUGCAGUGUACACAUUGCUCUAGCUUUCUUUAUUGUAUUCAGAUUUUUAUGUCACAGAAUUGUUUAUAUAAAGUAGAGAGUAAUUUUCACCAGCUUGUGUUUUCACCAGUGUAAGUCAAUAAAUUCCACAUGUAGAUCAAGAGCUUUAACAGAGUUUACCCUUGACAGAAAAAAUCUGAAAUUCCAUUUUCCUUGUAAAUGUAUUUGAUUGAUAUUACCACCGAACACGUAAAAAUUGCAUGAAAAAAUAAAGUUAAAUUAUCUAGGAGCAGCUUUUUUUUCAUGAACAACUUUCUGUUAAAUUUGGUUGCCUGUACUUUUUAAUUGCAGCUGAAUAUAUUGGCAGCAGUUUAUCAGAAUACACUGUAUUUUUGAAAUUCAGCUGAAUAUUUUAGUUGCAGUUUAUUAUAAUAUAUUGUAUUUUUUGAAUUGCAGCUGAAUAUAUUGGCACCAGUUUAUUAGAAUACACUGUAUUUUUGAACGGCAGCUGAAUAAAUUGGCAGCGGUAUAUGAGAAUACACUGUAUUUUUGAAUUGCAGCUGAAUAUAUUGGCAGCGGUAUACGAGAACACACUGUAUUUUUGAAUUGCAGCUGAAUAUAUUGGCAGCGGUAUACGAGAAUACACUGUAUUUUUGAAUUGCAGCUGAAUAUAUUGGCAGCGGUAUAUGAGAAUACACUGUAUUUUUGAAUUGCAGCUGAAAGCUUGCUUUUUAAUUAUAAGAAGUUAAAUACAACCAUUCCUUAAGAAAAGUAAAACUGGUAACAAAAGACAGCGCUUUGUAAAAUUGUUAUUUUUUGUUGUUGAUUUAUUACAUUUGACUGUGUAGGAAAAGAGUAUAUUAUCUGUUUGCAUAGGAACUAACAGUGUGAUGGAUAGGGAAAAUGUUAUAAACAAAGAAUAAGAUAAUUGAAUUUGUUCAAUUCUGUUUGGUUAUUUUUUGCAAUGUGAUCAAAUAUGUUCGUGUUGUUUGAAGUUUAGAUUAUAUUUACAAAGUUGGUAACUAUCGGAAAUAAAGCUAUACCUCUGGUUUGUUAUGUAUAUAAAGUAAAAGAAUUGGAGCUAAA